Messenger RNA from Angiostrongylus costaricensis, 870 nucleotides. Lineage: Eukaryota; Metazoa; Nematoda; Chromadorea; Rhabditida; Metastrongylidae. The record is from the annotation of a GenBank genome assembly.
UUGCAAAUAUCUCAGCAACGUUGUGGUAAUAUUUAUUCUGUUGACGUCAUAUCGUCUUCGUCUUCGUCAGAGUUUUCAGGAGGAAUUGCGAACGUUUACGCUGGUCAACCGUUGGACACAGUAAAGGUGAAAGUUCAAACAUUUCCACACCUCUACAAAAACUGGGUGUUUUGUCUUAGGGAUACGUAUCGAUUGGAUGGUAUUAGAGGAUUGUAUGCCGGAACAGUGCCGGCUUUAGCGGCUAAUAUAUCGGAGAAUGCAGUUUUGUUUGCAGCCUAUGGAUAUUGUCAGAAGGCAAGUGAUGUGAAGACAAUGACUCCAGUCGAGAACGCCGCUUCUGGAUCUUUAGCGGCCGUCUUCGCGGCUAUCGUUCUGUGCCCGACGGAACUUGUAAAAUGUCGUCUACAAGCAGCUCGUGAAGUCGGCGUUCCUUGCACACCGUUCUCUGUAUGUAGGGAUAUGUGGCGGGAUAAAGGCAUUCGCGGAUUUUUCGUUGGAAUGACUCCAACCCUAGCAAGAGAGGUGCCUGGUUACUUCUUUUUCUUCGGGUCCUAUGAAACUUCGCGAUAUUUGUUUUCCAAAGAGGGCCAGCAUAAGGAUGAUAUUGGCUUGGUAAAGACAGCAAUAUCUGGAGCAGUGGGUGGUAUGUCAUUAUGGACGGCCACUUUUCCAUUUGAUUCCAUAAAAUCCCGAAUGCAGGUUACGGGUAAAGGGAGUUUUCUUCGGUUACUGAUUCAUGUUGCAAAAACAGAAGGUGUACGAUCGUUAUAUAAGGGUCUACUGCCGACUCUUGUUCGUACGAGCUUAGCAUCAGGAAGUCUUUUUGUAACAUACGAAGAGUCUAGGAAGCUAAUGAAAUCCUUUCUUUGA